This is a messenger RNA of Thlaspi arvense, 243 nucleotides long. The record is from the annotation of a GenBank genome assembly. NCBI's taxonomy places the organism in Eukaryota, Viridiplantae, Streptophyta, Magnoliopsida, Brassicales, Brassicaceae.
AUGAGGGAAUUGCUUGAGCUUGGUGAUAGAAUUGGAUAUGUGAAUACUGGACUGAAAGAAGAUGAGAUAUACCCCGCUGAAAUGGAAUGGAAGUGCACCAUUUGUCAAGAGGACUAUGAAGCCGAGGAUGAGGUUGGGAAGCUGGAAUGUGGACACUUCUAUCAUAUUCACUGCAUAAAGAAGUGGCUUCUGCAAAAGAAUGCAUGCCCUAUCUGUAAAACAUCGGCAGCAACUCAAGAAUGA